GUCCACCGUUACGGACAAAACACGUCCUCUCCAUCCUAUUUCUCCCAAAAUCCACCACCAUUAUAAAUAUAGAAAUACCACAUCUUUAUUUUUCCUCAUUUCUUCCCAUAGAAACACCAGAAAACCAUGGAGAAAAAACCCGCCGACGUCCAUCAACAAGAAAAUCAACAACAAAAGCCAAAACAACCAAGGCUUCAAAGGAAGGCUACAAAUAAGCCGGCAGCGGUUGAGCCGGAGCCGAAAUCAAACGACAAGAAUUCCCUUAUAUGGGACUGCGGCAGCUCUCUCUAUGAUUCCUUCGAGCUGAAAUCAUUCGAGAAGCAACUCGACUCCGCCAUCCACUCCCGCAGCCUUUCCAUGCCUCACUUAUCCGACCGCCGCCUUCAUUUCCUCGACGAUCCCAAAAAACCGCCGGAAUCUCAUCAUCAUCAGCCACCACAAGUACUGCUGCCACCGACGUCGAAAAAGUCGCCAUCCAAGAUAUCGCGGUCGAUUCACCGGCUCAUAAGAUCUGUCUUCAAGCCUAAGCCACAACAGAACGGUGAUACAGCAACGUUUUUUAAUGGGAAAGAGAAGCCCGGCAGCAAGGAUGGGUUCUACUUUGUGUAUGAGAAGUCUGGUGUACUUUCUACUAUCCCGGAGGUACCGGAGUCCGAUAGUGUCUCGCCGGAUUUGAAGUCCUUCGUUAAACGCACGGCUUCCGAUCGGUUCAUCUUCACUCCUGUAGGUAUUUCUUGUGCUUGAUAAAAACCCACUCCUACUACUACUAAUUAGGAUGCACAGGAAUUAGCAAUCUUAUUGGCGCUCCUAAUAUUCUAGUUAAAAUUUGUAUUUGAUUGGGAGCGACAAUAAUAUUGCUUUUUUAUUGCAGUAAAUAUGUAUGGAGUUAUAUAUACUAAGGUUUUUUUUUUUUUUUCCUUCUUUCCCCUUAAUUUCCUUGUUCGUCUUUUUCUGUUUCUUUUUUUUUUUUUUUCUUUUCUU
Molecule: messenger RNA, 981 nt
Organism: Oldenlandia corymbosa var. corymbosa
Lineage: Eukaryota; Viridiplantae; Streptophyta; Magnoliopsida; Gentianales; Rubiaceae
Source: the annotation of a GenBank genome assembly